AUGGGAACAGCCAGGAGUGGAGACUCUGAGCUCAUUCGCCUGAGCGCCAUCGAUUACAUAACCGGAGAAGUGCUCAUUAACAACCUUGUUAAGCCUGAUCAACCAAUGCAACAUCUCAACACAAAGUGGUCGGGCGUUACGUGGGAUCAGAUGAACGAAGCUAUAAGUGAGAAGACCACGCUAAAGGGGAAGGCAAGUCACUACGUGAAGAAGCCGAAGGAAGACAUAAAACUGUUAUGGAAAUUUGUCGGUCCAGAGACUAUCCUCGUUGGACACAGCGUUCAUAAUGACCUCAAGGCACUGAAGUGGAUACACACAAAAGUCGUAGACUCCUACGUCGUAGAGCACAAGAUCAUUCAGGAGAAGAAGGCAAUCGAAGCCAGAGAAAAAGAGCUUAGUGAAGAGGCGGCAAGAAGGGUGGAGGAGUGCCUUCCGGAGGUCACAGGACUAGCGACGAGUAGCAUGCUUACCCCAGCGACUGAUGCGCAGACAAUGAUCGACUCGACCAACCCCACUGAGGGUGAGCCCAAGAAGAAGAAGAAAAAGGGUACGGGUGAUCUGGCGUUGAAGACACUGCUAAAGAAGUACCUGGACACGGACAUUCAGACCAAAGGCAAUAAAGGUCAUGAUAGCUUGGAAGACGCAACUGCGGCGCGGGAUCUGGUUCACUGGAUGGUGAUGCGGAGACUCCAGGAUAAGUACGGCGUAUUGAUGUAG
Messenger RNA from Alternaria arbusti, 717 nucleotides. RefSeq lists its product as uncharacterized. Gene Ontology annotation, molecular function: exonuclease activity; nucleic acid binding. Gene Ontology annotation, cellular component: nucleus. The record is from RefSeq and is a predicted model, not a curated record. Lineage: Eukaryota; Fungi; Ascomycota; Dothideomycetes; Pleosporales; Pleosporaceae. The transcript is spliced from 2 exons. Bases 1 to 717 code for a protein of 238 amino acids. Gene Ontology annotation, biological process: ribosomal large subunit assembly; rRNA processing.